UCACCGGCUCCCAUUGGGAUGUUCUUGGUAAGCGUGAUGCUUGCUGGCAAAACCCGGGCUCCGGAGGAGGGGUAAACGGCGGGGCUUCCGACUGAAUAUCCCCGCAACUACUCCGUACAUACAACGUUAACGUUAAAUGCAUGCGGGACCGGCGCCAUUGACCCCGCGACACCAUUUGGGUUGUUCCAAAGGGAAAGUGGACCAGAUGCUCUGACGGCUUUAAAGAACUACCAGACUUCGUCUCAGACCCGAAGUUUGGGGUUUCCUUCAGACGCAAGGGAAAAACAGAAAAACUAGUAAAGAGAAAGAGAGGGAAGAAAGAGAGAAGAAAAAGGAGAAAACAAAGCUUUUCACAAAACAUCAUGUCGAAACCGGACAACCUCCCCGAGAUGGAAUACCGGUUCCUGGGGCGGUCGGGACUUCAGGUUUCGGCCAUCUCCCUCGGCGGUUGGCUUACCUACGGCGGGCACGUCGACCGCGAGGGGACAUUUGCCUGCAUGAAGGCCGCAUAUGACUGUGGCAUUAAUUUCUUUGACUGCGCCGAGACGUAUGCCGACGGCGAGUCUGAAAAAGUCAUGGGUGAGGCCAUCAAGAAGUUUGGCUGGAAGAGGAACGACAUUGUCAUCUCUACCAAGCUUUACUGGGGCGACGCUUUCAGCGACCGGAAAGUCAACAACCGUGGGUUGUCACGAAAGCACAUCAUCGAGGGCAUGAACCAGUCUCUCGAGAGACUCCAGCUGGAGUAUGUCGACCUGAUCUACGCUCACCGCCCCGACAGGCACACGCCCAUGGAGGAGACGGUGCGCGCCUUCAACCACCUGAUCAACACGGGUAAGGCGCUGUACUGGGGGACCUCGGAGUGGAACGCGGAUGAGAUUGCUCAGGCGUGGCGGUACGCCGACAAGCUGGGUCUGAUUGGGCCCGUGAUGGAACAACCACGGUACAACAUGUUGGAGCGAGUCCAGGUUGAGAGGGAGUACGCGCACCUGUACCGCGAGGUCGGCCUAGGUUUGACCGUCUUCUCGCCCAUGCGGCAAGGCAUUUUGUCGGGCAAGUACAAAAACGGGAUCCCGGACAACUCUCGCUUCGCGCAGACGAAGGUCGAGUUCAUCGCCGGGUUCUGGAAGCAAACGGGCAAGGCCGAGUUCCAGGCCAUGGCCGACACGGUCAGCAAGCUGGAGCCGAUCGCCGAGAGGCUGGGCAUCAAGCAGAGCGUGCUGGCCCUGGCGUGGGUGUUGGCCAACCCCAACGUCAGCUCGGCCAUCACCGGCGCCAGCAGCCCGGAGCAGGUCUAUGAGAACGUCGAGGCGGUGCGGGCGUAUAAGAAGCUGACGCCCGAGAUCAUGAAGGAAAUUGAUGACAUCCUCAACAACAAGCCGCCGUCGGUGACGAUGAGGUACUAAGGAGAGGAGAAGAAAUGGGCUAGGAAAACCCGGAUGAACGGUUAUGUAACAGACUCUAGUGUGCGUGCAACCACACCACCAUUAGCAUCUAUAGUAUGGUGGUGGUACCAGAACUUUUGAUAACCGAUUCGUACCACAUCAGGCG
Messenger RNA from Thermothelomyces thermophilus ATCC 42464, 1548 nucleotides. RefSeq lists its product as uncharacterized. The record is from RefSeq and is a predicted model, not a curated record. The coding region runs from base 363 to 1403 and encodes 346 amino acids. The transcript has 3 exons. Lineage: Eukaryota; Fungi; Ascomycota; Sordariomycetes; Sordariales; Chaetomiaceae.